Molecule: messenger RNA, 541 nt
Organism: Sinocyclocheilus anshuiensis
Lineage: Eukaryota; Metazoa; Chordata; Actinopteri; Cypriniformes; Cyprinidae
Product: cytohesin-1-like
Exons: 5
Biological process (GO): regulation of ARF protein signal transduction
Molecular function (GO): guanyl-nucleotide exchange factor activity
Source: RefSeq, a predicted model, not a curated record
AUGCUGGAGAGGGAGAAACGCUUCUGUAGCGGUAAGAAGAAAUUCAACAUGGAUCCUAAAAAGGACAUGCACCUGCGGAUUCUCAAAGCGUUCGUGGAGUUGCACGAGUUUUCAGAUCUUAACCUGGUCCAGGCGUUACGGCAGUUCUUGUGGAGUUUCCGUCUGCCGGGUGAAGCACAGAAGAUCGACCGCAUGAUGGAGGCCUUCGCCACACGCUACUGUAACUGCAAUGCCAACGUCUUCCAGUCCACAGACACGUGUUACAUCCUGUCGUUUGCCAUCAUCAUGUUGAACACGAGUCUGCACAAUCCCAACGUGAAGGACAAGACCUCUCUCGAGAGAUUCAUCAGCAUGAACCGCGGCAUUAACAACGGACAAGAUCUGCCCGACGAGCUUCUGACGAAUCUGUACAACAGCAUACGCAACGAACCCUUUAAAAUCCCAGAGGAUGAUGGGAACGAUCUGACGCACACAUUCUUCAACCCGGACCGAGAGGGCUGGCUGCUCAAACUGGGUAAAACCAGCUCAGAAGAGACCAGAU